AUGCCAAGAGCACCAAGAGCAUACAUUGGCAGAAGAACUUCCAAUGCUACUCGAAUGUUUAACAGAAUGUAUAACACACCAGAAUGUUCUCAAACACUUGCACAGGAGCAACGUAACGCUUUGAGUAUGAAAUCAGCGUUUAAUUAUCAAUCCGAGAUUGAUUAUUUAAAUAUUAAAGCGCUUCAAAUAGGACCAAUGACGAUAUUAUGUCCUAAGUGCCAUUCAAAAAAAUGGAAAGAUGAAACCAAUGGACUUUGCUGUGCUGACGGUAAAGUUGUUUUACAACAAUUUGAGUAUCUUCCAGAAUCAAUUAAAAGUUUAAUUGAUAAUUCUCACCCUCUAUCAAAACAUUUCUUUGAUAAUUCUAGACGGUAUAAUACUCUGUUUCAAAUGACAUCGUUUGGAGCAAACAAAAUAGCUGAAGGGAACUUCAUGCCCACUUUUAAAAUUCAGGGUCAAGUGCAUCAUUUAGUAGGUAGUUUAUUACCGGAAAUUGGAAAUAAUGCUAAAUUUUUACAAAUAUAUUUUCUGUCAGAGUCGGAUCAAAUAUCUAUUCGAACAAAUAUGAUUCCAAAUUUAAAAAGAGGUCUCAUUGAAUCAUUGCAAACAGUCUUGCGUGAAAAUAAUCACCUUAUACAGAGCUUCAGAUCUAAUAUAGAGUCGAGAUCCUUUGAUGAAUUGCAAAACUUUAAGUUAAUUAUUAAUGUCAUGUUGGUCAUGACAUGA
This is a messenger RNA of Macrosiphum euphorbiae (potato aphid), 726 nucleotides long. The record is from the annotation of a GenBank genome assembly. NCBI's taxonomy places the organism in Eukaryota, Metazoa, Arthropoda, Insecta, Hemiptera, Aphididae.